UGUCAUUACGCAUGACGGCAGAGCUAGCCCGCUGUGCAACCGGCUGGUUGGUGAAUGCGAUAUCGUGCGUGUGUUGUCUUUUUUUUCUCUACAAGACGAAACGAAACGGGCAAGUUACGUCGCUCCCGGAGAGCUGUAAUUUGUUAAGUGAAAGUAUCUAAUUCCUUAACACCAAUAUGCAUUCGCUGCUGAAGCUGUUUUCCUCCGGCACAGCCAACUAUGGCUUGCAGCAAUUCCGCACCGUCGCCACCAAACCACGCACGGCCGUGGUUAUGCUCAACAUGGGAGGGCCCCAAAACACGGACCAGGUACACGACUACCUGCACCGCAUCAUGACCGAUCGCGAUAUGAUUCAGCUGCCGGUGCAAAGCAAACUCGGUCCCUGGAUAGCGAAACGCCGCACGCCGGAGGUGCAGAAAAAGUACAGCGAAAUCGGGGGCGGUUCGCCGAUUCUAAAGUGGACGAACGUGCAGGGCGAGCUGAUGUGCAAACAGCUGGACAAGCUUUCGCCCGAGACGGCACCGCACAAACACUACGUUGCGUUCCGGUACGUGAACCCGCUAACGGAGGACACCUUCCGCGAGGUGGAGCGUGACCAGCCCGAGCGGGUGGUCCUGUUUUCCCAGUACCCGCAGUACAGCUGUGCCACGUCCGGCUCGAGCUUCAAUGCCAUCUACACCCACUUCAAGGAGAACCCGCUGAACGGGCUGGCGCAGGCCCGCUGGAGCGUGAUCGACCGGUGGGGUACGCACCCGCUGCUGGCGAAAACGUUCGCCGACAACAUACGCAAGGAGCUGGACAAGUUCCCCGCCGAGAAGCGCAAGGACGUGGUGCUGCUGUUCUCGGCCCACUCGCUGCCGCUGCGGGCGGUCAGCCGGGGCGAUGCCUACCCGUCCGAGGUCGGCGCUACCGUGCAGAACGUCAUGCAGGAGCUCGGCUGGUCGCAGCCGUACUGUCUGGUGUGGCAGUCGAAAGUGGGCCCCCUGCCCUGGCUGGAACCGUUCACCGACGACGCGAUCAAGGGGUACGUGAAGCAGGGCAAGAAAAAUUUCAUCCUCGUGCCGAUCGCGUUCGUGAACGAGCACAUCGAAACGCUGCACGAGCUGGACAUCGAGUACUGCGAGGAGCUGGCGCACGAGGUCGGCGCGGAGAAGAUUGGCCGGGCGGCGGCUCCGAACGACCACCCGCUGUUCAUCGAGGCGCUGACGGAUGUGGUGCGGCACCAUCUCGCCAACGGUUCGACCGUCGGGCCCAAGUUCCUGCUCCGCUGUCCGGCCUGCGUUAAUCAGAAGUGCUCCGUGAGCAAGCAGUGGUUCAACCAGUUGUGCAAUUAAUUUAGCAAGCAUUUGUUUUUCUUUUUUUUGGUUACUGAUAAUGGGUGCAUUAAGGUCUGCAAUUAUAGCAUGCAAA
Messenger RNA from Anopheles merus, 1410 nucleotides. Its product is annotated as ferrochelatase, mitochondrial-like. Gene Ontology annotation, molecular function: protoporphyrin ferrochelatase activity. NCBI's taxonomy places the organism in Eukaryota, Metazoa, Arthropoda, Insecta, Diptera, Culicidae. The record is from RefSeq and is a predicted model, not a curated record. The coding region runs from base 177 to 1334 and encodes 385 amino acids. Gene Ontology annotation, biological process: heme biosynthetic process. The transcript has 3 exons.